AGAGGAGUGGGUGUUUCUGCUUCGGCCCAGCUCCCGGCCUGAACCUGGAAAAUGCUGCUGGCGCCCCAGGAAGGGUCCUCCUCAAGGAAGAGGACGGGGCUGAGUCGCUGGAAACAAUUAACAAGGAAGCUGAGUCCCAAGCCUGCUUUUGACCCUGGCAAUGUGGGACACUGGAUUGAGAGAGUGGAGAAAGCCUCAGAAUUUGGAGUUUCAAAAUCAUUUUCAGCUGGAAAUUCAGAUUUAUCCAGAAGUCUUUGGGGCCAAAUGAUAGAUUUGGAAACAUCUGAGCAAAUAGAGGAUCAUGAUGAAAUCUAUGCAGAAGCUCAGGAGCUGGUCAAUGACUGGUUAGACACCAAACUCAAGCAAGAACUAGCAAGUGAUGGGGAAGCUGAAGACACUGUAUCCAGUGUCCCUCCUGUGUUAGAAGCCAGUGGUCAUUUGAAAUAUGACAGGUUUGAUGAUUUAUGUGGCUACUUGGAGGAAGAAGAGGAAAGUAGCACUGUUCAAAAAUUUAUAGACCAUCUGCUCCAUAAAAAUGUGGUGGAUUCUGGGAUGUUGGAAGAUAUCGAAAUGAGUGGAAACCAUGGCAAGAAGCAGCAGAAGGACCCUCGUCUUACCAUGGAGAUAAGACAUAAGCAGGUAAAAGAAAAUCGCUUAAGACGGGAGAAAGAACUGGAGCGCCAGAGAAUUGAAAAGACCCUGAAAAAAUCUGCCUUCUUAGAGGCUCAGUAUCUGGUGCAAGAAGAGAAGAGAAGGAAGGCUCUGGAGGCCAAGAAAGAAGAAGAGGCAAUUCAGAGGGAGAUGGUAAAGCUGCGGAGGGAGAUAAUUGAGAGGAGGCACACAGUGCAGGAAGCAUGGAAAAUAGAGAAGAAAAAGCAAGAAGAAAGUUCUCCAAAAUAUCCAGAAAAAGGCAUGUUUCAAGAUGUUCAUACUCUUCUGGAGGAAGAAAAAAUGGCAAAAGAAAGAAAGAAGAAACUGAAAGAGUUCGUAAUCCAAACUUACAAGGAAAAUCACCAGUGUCAAAAGCGCUAUUUCUCUGCCUGGCACAAGCUGAUUCUUGACCACAGGAUUAAGCUGGGGAAAGCUGGGACUCUGUCUGACUGGAAGUUUCAACUGAAGGUCCUGAAGGCCUGGAGAGACUACACGAGAUCUCGGAGGCUGGAGCGGGAGACCCAAGCCAUGGAGCGUGAGCUCAGGGAAGAAAACAGAAAACAACAACUGGCCGCUGAGUAUAACAGGAAGCACGUUCUCCAGCACCACUUUACAGAAUGGCAGCACUGGCAUCACCGGAAGCACGUUCUCCGCCACCACUUUACAGAAUGGCAGCAUUGGCAUCGUGCAGAGAUCCUAAAGAAAGAGCUGGCUCUAACAAAGGAGGAAACAAGGAAGAAAAUGGGUGAGCUGUUGAAGGCAGCAUCACUAGGAAAACUCAGUGCAGCUGGGUCAGUAGGCACCAGUCUACUCAAGAAGGCAACAGCCACGGUGGAGCCGCCUACAGGAGAGGUGACUGCCGGGCCCCUUUUGUGGGAAAAGCCUCCCUCAGAGAGCAGUGAUUGCAUGCCUAGCCCCCACCUAGGAAGACCAACGAAGAGCACCUUGCAAGUUCCCCUCCAGAAUGUCCCUCUGAAUACCUCUGACAAUAAGCCGCAUAAGACCUUGGAUGUUGAGGCCUCCCAGCAGCCUGACAGCGACGAGAAGCUCAGAACCACCAGCCAGAAAGCAAAGCCCAUUUGCAUGGGUCAUUUCCACAAUCGCCAUGUCUUCCAGCAGCAGCUGAUUGAGAAGCAAAAGAAGAAACUUCAGGAACAGCACAAAACAAUUCUGGAGCUGAAGGAAAGCCAGAGGCUGGCACAGGCUCGGUGGGCAGCAGAGCGCAAUGCAGCCCUCAUGGACACACAGAGCCGCCUGCUGUCAAACCCCAGAGAAGAAGAACCUGAAAGAACCUGCCAGGUGCUUUCAAAUUCUCCUGUUGCUUCCCCUGGGACUGACGGUAGUAGAAGCAACUCCCAAAAUUAUCUUUCUGGACCCAGAAGGAACCCAAGGAAGCUGAUAUCACCCCAUCCCAUACUUAAAGCCAUGGAAGAGAGAGCAGCGCAGCGAGCUGAACGUAGGCGGAUCUUGGCAGAGAAGAAACAAAAACAAGAAGAGGAAAAAUUGGCCCAGUUAAAGGCCCAAGAGGAGGAGCGGCAGAAGAGGGAGGCAGAAGAAAAGGAGGCUCAACUUGAGAAAAAACGAGAAGAGAAGAGACUGAAGAAAAUGAAAGAACUGGAGCAGCAGAAGAGAAUUAAGAGGAACCAGCAGCUGGAAGCAAUAGCCAAAGAUCAUUAUGAAAGGGUAUUGCUAAGGAAAAAGGGUCUGGAGCCUUGGAAGAGAUUGAGAAUGCAGAGCAAGCAAAACAUCCAGGUGGCCGAAGAACAUCAUUCUUUGGCCCUGCAGAGGAAGUGCCUGCUGAGCUGGCUCCGUUGCAGUCAGGAGAGCCUGGCUAGGAAGACGGCCCAGGCCGAUCAAUGCUAUUCCCAAACGUUGCUUAGGAGAGUCCUCCGGAGCUGGCAGCGGUACCUGACUGACCUGGAGGAAGAAGUACAAACACUGUGUAUGCAUUUUCUUCAAAAGAAGAUUUGCAGGGCCUGGCUUAACAUGGUCAGGGAGGCCCGGAUCGAUUCUCAGAGCAAGCACAAGAUUGCCGUGGAGCACAGUGACAGGAGGAUUCUCUGGAUCACAUUUCAGACAUGGAAGAAGUUUGCAAAAUUUAUGAAAGAGGAAAGAUUAAGAGAAGAAAGGCGAGAGCAACUCCGUAAGAAGGUAGCUGAAAUCCUUCCGGACUUCCAGGCGCUGGCCCCACCGUGACUCUGGUUGUCCAGCGUCAGAUACCCGCCCUCAUGUAAGGGUCCUUGGUGUCCAGGGAACACAAGCCAGCGCCAUGCUUAGGAUGGAAUGCCCGUGGUCCAUACAGGUGUUAGCACCACCCACCCACAUGCACAUGCAUCUACAUGGUGGUUCUGUCAGGUAUUCCUUGGAUUAAAGGACUUCUUUUUUAGUUUGUACUUCCUUCUUUUAUUUCUCUUGGGUUGCUAAUCAGUUCACUAAAGCAUUUAUCCCAGCAGGAUCAGCCACAGGAACUGUUCCUGUUCCACUGUUCAAAUGCAGCGUCUGUAUUUUUAGCAUCAUAAACUUUAAAAAGGACGUGUUUGCUUG
This is a messenger RNA of Myotis myotis, 3195 nucleotides long. It is a transcript of the gene CCDC191, whose product is annotated as coiled-coil domain containing 191. The transcript is spliced from 17 exons. Lineage: Eukaryota; Metazoa; Chordata; Mammalia; Chiroptera; Vespertilionidae. The coding region runs from base 52 to 2847 and encodes 931 amino acids. Gene Ontology annotation, molecular function: phosphatase binding. The record is from RefSeq and is a predicted model, not a curated record.